AUGCAUCAACCAUGUCAUAUAGAAAAUGUUGUAGCAGCAAAGGACAAGGAAAAAGUUGAAAGAAAUCGUCUAAGGCUUAAAGCUUCUGUUGUAGCUAUCCGGUGGCUCACCUUUCAGUCAUGUGCAUUUAGAGGACAUGAUGAGAAAGCCAACUCAAAAAAUAAAGGAAACUUUCUUGAAUUGUUGAAGCUUCUUGCACAGUUCAAUCCUGAUCUUGCCAAAGUCAUUCUGGGGAAUUCUCCAUACAACUUGAAUGUUGUGAUACAAGAUAUGGCUGCUGAUGGAUCAAUUCCUGGAACAACACGUGCUGAUGCUGACACUUCUUUUAGCUAUUUGUCCUCUUUCGAGUUUGUCUUUGUCUUGUGUAUGAUGAAGGAGAUACUAGAGAUAACAGAAGGACUUGGCCAGGCUUUACAACUGAGAUCACAAGACAUUGUAAAUGCUGUUCGUCUAGUAUUUGCUACAAAAGAGUGUCUUAGGCAGUUGAGAUCGGAUGAUGGUUGGGAACAAUUCUUUUUCAGAGUUGUUGAAUUUUGUGUAGAGCAUGGCACUGCAAUUCCAAACAUGGAGGAAACUUAUAUCAUGCGUGGUGGUCGAGCACGACAUCAGCCUGAUCAUUUCAGUAAGGAGCAAUAUUUUCGAGUGGAGAUCUUCCGUGCAACUAUUGAUUGCCAACUACAUGAAUUGCAUCGCAGGUUCAAUGAGAAGAUAAUGGAUCUUCUAUCCACCAGUGCCACUCUAAUUCCCAGAAAUAGAUUUAAAUCACUUAAAGGGAGUGAUAUAUGUGAGUUAGUGAAAAAGUACUACCCAGCUGAUUUUACUCAACAAGACCGAUAUGGAUUAGAACAACAACUGAAAACCUUUGUUGUUGAUGCUUCUAAUGAUGAAGAGCUGAAAAAUAUCUCAACUUUGACUGACCUUUGUCAUUGCCUUGUCGAGACGAGAAGAGAUACUAUCUACAAUCUGAUUGUCAGGUUACUCCGUCUACUUGUCACUCUUCCAGUUUCUACCGCAAGUGCAGAACGAGCAUUUUCAAGUUUAAAAAUCAUCAAGACAAGGUUGCGUAACAAAAUGGGAGAUGAGAAUCUUGCCAAUAAUUUGGUAGUUCACAUAGAGCGUGAAAUUGCUGAGAAGUACGAUUUUGAGGCUGUUUUAACAUCAUUUAAGAGCAAGGCGGAUCGGAAAGCUGAUCUAUAA
Messenger RNA from Lolium perenne, 1197 nucleotides. NCBI's taxonomy places the organism in Eukaryota, Viridiplantae, Streptophyta, Magnoliopsida, Poales, Poaceae. The record is from RefSeq and is a predicted model, not a curated record.